This is a messenger RNA of Fusarium verticillioides 7600, 2334 nucleotides long. RefSeq lists its product as hypothetical. The transcript has 2 exons. NCBI's taxonomy places the organism in Eukaryota, Fungi, Ascomycota, Sordariomycetes, Hypocreales, Nectriaceae. The record is from RefSeq and is a predicted model, not a curated record. The coding region runs from base 920 to 1237 and encodes 105 amino acids.
CAAAUGCGCAAUACCACUCAUGGGGCGUUCUUCAGUGGUGAAGUGAUAUCGCAUCACAGCCACGCGGACGGGCCGUUGCGAGUUGUGGGUAUAGCUUCCCUAGCAUGGCGUCACUUCUGCAGAAGCGACCUAGAUUGAACCAUCAAAUCUAUGAAUGACUUGGAGGGAGUUGAUCAUGAGGUAGGUACCGUACUAAAGUACUCAUACAGUAUAACAGUAAUCGGUGUAACAACACCCCGGUCCCAAGGUAUCAACCCAGAAUACAUCUCACAAUUGACUCUCGGAAACACAAAGAUAGCCCAUCAUUUGAAUCGGCCGACAAACUUAUCACUAGGUACCAUUAAAGCUGUAUUGGCUGAUACUUUCACAAUCUUGAUUAGGUACAAAGACUCUCGUCAUGCCUUCGACAGAAAGUCAAUCAGAUGCCGCUCAGCGCAUGUAGACUGAACGAGCAACCAACUAUGAGGACUCUUGGCAUCCCGACUACAGCAAGCGAUUCAUGGAACUUGUUCCCAUCAAACCCGGCGAUCGCGUUCUAGACCUCGCCUGUGGAACUGGCCUGGAGGCUGUCAUUGCAGCAAGACACAUCGGCGAUGACGGGAUUGUCGUUGGUGUCGAUAUAACUGAAGCGAUGCUCUCGGAAGCACGCAAGAAGCUGGAUCACGACGAAACAUUGGAUCGCCGCUUGAGACUUGUACGACACAGCGUCACUGACUUGACUGGUUGCCCAAAUGCCGACAGGGGCAGCGUCGAUCUCAUUCUAUGCUAAAACGCCUUUGUUCUGUUCAAAAACCCAAAGGAAGUUGUCGCCCAUUGGCGGGAGUAUCUCAAGCUAGGCGGCAGAGUUGCGAUCGAUAUCACUCAUGAGUAUAACCUUCGCUCAGGCCUGCUAUUAGAGAAAGUCGCUCGCCGAUUGGGCAUGCCAUUCCCCUCCAACCGAACCUGGAUCAAGUCUAAAGAGUCUUUUAGUGAGAUACUGGAAAGUUGUGGUUUCGUUGUCGAAAGGGUUGGGACUUUGGAAAAGAUUGUUGGACUUGGCUCAACGUAUCUCGGUCUUGACAAGGCAGAUGAGCAGUUUGACUACGUUGUCAAUGGCCCUCUGACUGCCUCAAUCGUAACGGAAGAGUUGAGAGUUAAAGGGAGGGAAUAUUUUAAGGAAGAGUGGCACAAUGCUGCAGAUGAUGGCAAGGUCGAAGUAUCUGAUAUUUUCUACGUCUAUAUCGCCAGGAAGGUUUGAUAUGCGAGUGUUUUGAAUAUUCCCAAAUCUAUCUCACAUUUUUGCCUUAACUUUCUGAGCCUUCCCUCGGAUGGAUAUCCUUGGAUGAUCACCAGCGAGCUUCAACCCAGUCACUCUCUCCAGCUCAUCCACGGCCUCGAAUGCACGACCAAGGUUCACCUUUAUUGUUCGCAGUCCUUGCCUGCGUGCCUCCUUCAAAUUCUCCCCGAUGUCAUCGAGAAAAAUUACUUCCUCUGCCUUGAUACCAGCCUCCCAGUUCAAGCUUUUCCCCCGAGCUGAAAGAGCAUUGGCUUUCGCGAAUUCGUUUACUCGGUCGAGCGCCAGCUUAUAAAUGGCCGGAUCUGGCUUUCGCAUUCCAACAUGGGCGGAAGAAAUGAAGACAUCAAAUAUCUGCCGCACAGGCUCGUCAAAGAAAUGGUCCAGGUGGAGUUUAUGCCCUGGCGGAAAGAUGACGGUAUUGCUCAGCGCUGCGAGAAUGAAUCGCCUAUCCUCCUUCAACUUUCUCAAUGCUGGGAACAUCCAUGGGUCAGGGCUGUUAGAAACGGUCAUCAUCUCGUUGAAAAGCCAUUCUGCAUCGAUUGAGGGAACGGGAGGGGUUUCCUUUGGGAGACUGGGGUUUUUGCUUUGCUCUCGCUCAUAGAAGGUUUCCCAUCUGACGGUAUCAUGAAGGUCUUGGCUGAAGCCCCUGAAGAACUCUUCAUUCAUCUCGAUUUCUCCUUUUUCCAAACGAUGCCAGAAGCCAUUGGGAGCAGUCCUGGAUAUCGAAUAGUUGACCCACCCUGGAGGGAUCCCCAGGCUUAAUUCAUAGUCGAGGAUUGCUUGGAAAGGAGAAACGACCUGGAAGAGUUAGUAAUCAUGUAUGUGGGAUAGUCGACUACGUUUCUAGAAUCGAGGCGCCCAGAGCCUCGAGAAGUAAAGUGCAAUCGGCGGUAAACAUCACGUCUCGAACCACUUACACAAACACCCCCUAUAUCGAACAACAGGACUUUGAGCUUGGACUCUGACAUGAUAUCCGGCUUGACAGAUGGAAAGGACUAAGCUUGUAUGUACGCGACCAGACAAUUAAUACAAGUCUCUGAAAUAUGUAAGAACUCAAC